Molecule: messenger RNA, 1860 nt
Organism: Plasmodium berghei ANKA
Lineage: Eukaryota; Apicomplexa; Aconoidasida; Haemosporida; Plasmodiidae
Product: pescadillo homolog, putative
Exons: 1
Coding region: 1-1860 (619 amino acids)
Biological process (GO): ribosome biogenesis; maturation of LSU-rRNA from tricistronic rRNA transcript (SSU-rRNA, 5.8S rRNA, LSU-rRNA)
Cellular component (GO): PeBoW complex; nucleolus
Molecular function (GO): RNA binding
Source: RefSeq, a predicted model, not a curated record
AUGCAUAUUCAUAAAUUAAAAGCUAAGAUAAAAAAGAAAAAUCAGGAAAAAUACCUGACAAAAAAAAAAAUACAAAAAAAACUGUUUUUAAACGAAUCCGAAUUUCGAAGACUUUGCAUAUUUAAAGGUAUAUAUCCAAAAGAUUAUAAAGAUAUACCAUUAAAAUUGAGAAAUAAAUUUUAUAAAAAUAAAGUAUAUUACACAAGAAAUGAUUAUAAAAAAUUAAGUAAUGAAAAAAUUAUACAAGAUUUUCGAAAAAUAAAAACUAGUUUAAAAAGAUAUAAAAAAUAUAAACUAGCAUUAGAAGACAAUGAAAGAUGUAAAAAUAUUAUUAAAAAUUUUCCAAAAUAUAAAUUAGAUCAUAUAAUUAAAGAAAGAUUUCCUAUACUAGUAUAUGCAGUUGAACAAUUGAACGAUGCGUUAACUGCUAUAAUUGCUUAUUCAUUUUUGCCAUCAAAUGAAAAUAUAGGAAUUAAAAAUAAUUUAAUUAAUCAAAGUAUAAUAUUAAGAAAUCAGUUUCAUUAUUAUGCCUAUAAAACAAAUAAAAUUAAAAAGGGUUUUAUAAGUGUAAAAGGGUAUUAUUUACAAGCAGAAAUUUUACAAAAAAAAAUUACUUGGCUCAUACCUCAUAUAUUUACUCCAUAUUUUGAUAAAUCUAUUGAUUUUAAAAUCAUAACAAAUUUUAUAGAAUAUUAUGUAACUCUUUUAAGAUUCAUUCUAUACAAAUUGUAUAGGUUGGAUGGUUUGGAUUUUCCUCCAAAAGAAUAUAUAGACCUUAAAAAUGAAAAACUAAACCAUUUGUCUUAUGAUAAAAAUUUUAUCACAAAAGAGAUUUCCAACGAAUUAGAAACUAAAGAGUUUACAGAAAAUAAUAUAAUAGAACAAAACACAAUCGAAGAAAAUGAGAUAAAAACGAAAAAAAAUGAAACAGAAAACUUUGAACAAAAUAAUCAAGAAAAUGAAAUAGAUAAACCCUCUAUAAGUAGUGAAAAAGAAAAAAAAAACACAAUUGAAAUGAAACAAAUAGAACAUGAUAUUAUUAACAAUGAUAAUACUAAAAGUGUUAAAAAUCUUUUUAAAAAUCAUAUUUUUUAUAUACAUAGUAAUAUGCCUUUUGAUGUUUUGUCAAUUAUUAUAUUAUCAUGCGGUGGAACCAUUUGUUGGAACUCUUUAUAUUCUCCAUAUAAAUAUGAAGACAAAAGUAUAACACAUGAAAUAUUAGAAGUUAGUGAAGAAAAUAAAAAUAUGGAUAUUCAACAUUCUAAUAAAAUAAACAAUAUAAAUGAAUAUACAUAUAAAAGAAGUUUUAUACAACCACAAUAUAUAUUUGACUGCUUAAAUUCAAACAUGAUAUUAUCUUGUGAAGAUUAUAAUAUUAAUAAAACGCUACCUGUGCAUUUAUCACCUUUUAUUGAUGAUGAUAAUUAUAAAGAUUUAGUAAAAAAAGAUGAGUAUACUAUAAAUAAAAUGUUAAGUGAAGAUCCACAAUAUAACAAAAAUAUUCAAAAAAAUAAAAUAAGCUCAGAAAAUAAAUACAAUAGUUAUAAUGACAAUGAAAAUGAUAUGUCAGAAGAUGAAUAUAAUAAUGCUAUUCGACAAAAAUUGCGGAAUGAUGCAUUAAAUAAUCAAAUGGAAGUGGAAAACGAAAAUAAUUAUAAUCCUCAAAAUAGCAUAAAACAAGAAAAUGAUUUAUUAAAUGUAAAAAAAAUAAAUAAUCAAGAAAACAUAAAACGAAAUAAACUUGCUUUGAGCAAAAAGAAGAGAAAAUUGUAUAAUAAAAUUGAACAGGCAGAAAACAGACAAAAAUUAACUAUAGAAAAAUUUAUAAAAAAAAGCAAAAAUAAAAAAUCGUCAAAGUAA